Messenger RNA from Labeo rohita (rohu), 4104 nucleotides. It is a transcript of the gene exoc3l4, whose product is annotated as exocyst complex component 3-like 4. The record is from RefSeq and is a predicted model, not a curated record. Lineage: Eukaryota; Metazoa; Chordata; Actinopteri; Cypriniformes; Cyprinidae. Bases 317 to 2677 code for a protein of 786 amino acids. Gene Ontology annotation, cellular component: exocyst. Gene Ontology annotation, molecular function: SNARE binding. Gene Ontology annotation, biological process: exocyst localization; exocytosis. The transcript has 14 exons.
AGUGACUGUCUAGAAACGAAGCGUAUUGAAUCUGAAAGUUAAAUGUGAAGCUAGUUCCUGUACCAGCGCGCCCUCAAUGCACCUUUUCAGUGACGUUUCAAGGUGAAUACCAGAAGCUCUGUUGUAAGAGCCAGGGGUUUUCGCAGCUAAAUAUUUACGCGGAACUUUUGAGUUUAAUCUUACGGUUGAACCUGUCGUUGCAGCGCGCGUGCCAGCUGUUUGUUUUGCAAGAGAUUUUAUGUGAAAAGUGAAAGAUAAUUACCAGCGGCAGACUUUGACAAGGAACACGGAUCUCAGGCUUGAUCCGACUGAACAAAUGGCAGAAGUUACAAAAGAAGAAGUGGAUGGUGAAAAUGAGGUUAAUGACCCACCAGAAUGGGCUGAGGAUGCAACCAAGGGUUUGAACAAUGGUGAAAAACAGAUGGAAAGUGCAGUCAAAGAAAAGAGUCUUGGACUUCGAAAGUCAAUCAGAGGAAGUUUGAAAGCAAUCAGCAAAAAGAGCCCUUUGUCACUGAAAAACAAACAGUCGGAGAACAAAGAUGACCACAGCUCAAAUUCUCCAUUACGACCACUGCGCUCUCCAAGUUUGAGCAGACAUUCUCCCUCACAAUCUUCAUUUCAGAGUCGAAAGGCAGAAAAACCUUCUCUUACCCGAACAAUGUCAGAUUCUGCAGUUGAAAUAACAGAAUCAUUGGCAAAGAGGGGGACAUUAUUCAGGCAGAGUUUAGGUCUGGGUGUUAAAAAACACAAACAAGAACCACUUGAACCUGUCACGGAGACCAUGACUCUAUCUGAAGAGCAGACAGAGGUUGUAGAUGUGGCGUUGAAUCUCACAGACACGUAUGCUCUGCCACCGAUACCACAUAUGCCUAGGUCAGUAAUGGAGAUUAACAACAUGAUAGAGAUGGAACAAUUAGAGGAGGCCUACUUGAAUCUACUGUCACUACGUUUGGAGCUUCAAAAGGAUCGUCAAGCUCUGGAUCAAGAAGACUAUCCCAUCGAACUAGUUAACAAAGAGAAAGACCUCCGUCUGCUUUAUGGCACAUUAAGGAACAAAAUGUUCACCAUUGUACGUGACUCCAGUGCUCAUCCGUCACGCUGUAAAGAGCUGCUGGUGUAUAUAGCACACAUUAUCCCGGAGGAAGAGAAGAGGCAAGGAGAGCCAGGAGAGAUGCAGGGAUGGAGGGAAGCAUGGAGGGAUGCAGUACUAAACGGGGUUCGGGAUACACUGAAGAAAGUUCCUCUGGAAAGCCGUGAGCAGAACACUUCCUGGCUGGCGGUGCAUCUGGGGCUUCUGGGUAAAGCUGCGGUGGAGGAUUUGAUGAGGGUGAAGACUGAGCUUCUGAACUCAUAUCCAGAAGACUUUAAUGUGUUUGAAACCUAUGUGUCCUGCUAUCAUGAGGCUGUAGAAGAGCAUCUAAAGAGGCUUCUGGAAAAGGUGACAGAGCUGAAAGAUUACUACGCUCUUCUAGAUUUCAUUAUUCAUCGCUACCCCAGUGAGAAGAUCAUGGGAAGCAGCUCUCUGCAGCCUGAGUUGAAGGAAGAACAGAGAACGCUGCCACUGGACAAAAAUGUCCUUGAUCAGAUAAAAGACAAAUACUGUGCUCGCUUACAGGCUGACAUGAAAACAUCACUCAACAGAAUUAUUGACUUGGAGAAUGAGGAAAUGUGGAGAGAAAAGAGAAAACCAGAAAUUGAUGAGGGAAUCUACAGCUCACACAUUGACAUGGACAUCUGGACGCAUAUUAAAGGGCAUGUACAAGGAUCUAGAAGAAUCGAUGUGAACCUUGAGCAGAAGGUUGUGCGUUCCUGUUUGGAGGAACUGAAGACCUUUCCAAAACGGUUUGAGUCAGCAUUUGUUGAGUGGAGCAGUCCUCAGUCUAACUCCUCUCUCUGGGCAGAGUAUCACAUCAGCUACAUCAACAGCUUUAGUGCCCUAAAAGAGCACAUGGAGAACUAUAAGGACACCUGCCCGAUUCCACUGGAGCUGGUCCAAAAAGAAAUAGAUGGACUGACCACCAGAUUGAGUCAAACUGUGAUGGAGAAAUUCAAAACAGAUGUCAAGCCUUUUCUUAGGAGACAAAUGACGGGAAAAUGGUUUUCAUUUGAUGAAGACUUUACACAGCUGAUCAGCAGAACCAAGACUCUUUCUGAACAGAGCAAGUGCAUGACCCCAAAACUUAAACAGAGUUUUGUGAACGAAGUUCACUUUUUCGUGGUAAAGGAAUAUGUAUCUCAACUGAUGAAGAAUAACUACUUAUGCAAAAACAGGAAGAAUGAGACAGCUGCCACUAAGAUCACAAAUCAGUGGGAGGAACUAAUGGAAAUUUUCCAAGAUAUGAACUCUACUUCAGAUUGGCUCCAUCCGGUUGGGAACCAGCUGAGCAAGAUCAUUGGGUGCAAAAAAAGCGAAGUAAAAAACAACCUAAAUCCAUUAGUUCAGAGCUACCCAGACAUCAGCAAGAGUCAUCUUUCAGCGGUGCUCUACUUCCGGGGAAUUACAAGAGGCAGGGAAAAGCAUAUUAUACUACAGCAUCUGGAAGAGGAGAAACAGAGGUCUGGUAAUACUGGAAAUAAAAACCAGGCUUUCUUUAGUGAAAUUCAAGCAGCAGUUAACACAGACUGCCUGGCUGGUACACCCUUCUCCUGUCUGUCCUUCUUUGUACCAGACAGCUAAUGCACUUCAUUUGAUUUGAAGUGGAAAUAAUUGUUGCACUGUUUGAAAGUGACCGUAUGUCUAAUACAUUGUAUGAACAAUAAUAUAUUAUGAGCAAAAGGGAAUGUUUUCAUGCCUCUGUGCAUCCUUCAUGGUCUUGAAACAUUGUUGCCUUUUCAUUGUUGCCUCUUGGGGUUAAACAUGGUUUUAGAGUGUUGUGAACAUACCAUUUGUUAAUUAUAACUAAACAGUAAAUAAUGAUAAAAUACCACUAGGCCUUGAUAAUGUGAUAUUUCUUGAUACCAUAUCCUCAAGAAUCUUUCUCAAAAUGCAAGCCAGUUUCAGUAAUUUAUACAAACAACUAUGAACUCACAUUCAGGUCAUGUUAAAUUAAUGCCUUUCUGAUUGUUUUCACUCAGAAAUGUCUUAUUACAGAAAUAAAAAAAAAAGUUGUAAAUGUUGAGAACCUUGUCAAAAUAUCUUCUGUACAAGACCAGAGAUCUCUAUAAUCAACACACAGCUGUGCACUUUCCGAUAACUAAUUACAUGCAUUAUUAUAUAGUUAUUCUCCUAAACUGUAUUUUUCCUAAACACUAAUCUCCAUUUUUAACAAUUGCUAUUUAAAAACAUUUUUCUGAUUUUUCAUUUUUUUGGAAUCCAAACUUGGACUGUUUUUUUGCCCUCUAGCGGUUGAAGUAUAAAACUGCUUGUUACUUGCGGAGGAACAUUGUUGUGGUAGUUAUGUGAGUUGUGCUUUGGCUUUGUGGAUGAAUUUGUUGCUUGAGGCCCACAGCUGUGGCCAUGAUCAUUUUAUCAGUGGAAUGUAGGAUCUCAUCAAAACCUCCCCACUCCAGUAAAUUCAUGUCAGGUCAAACGGCUCAGGGCGGACACUGAUUUAUAUAUCACUGAACAAAGGCCUAUCAUUGGGUUACAGUCCACAACAGUCCAGUGGAAGACUUGAUUGCUUUUGUAUUCUGUCAACUAUAUUUUCAGGUUUAUGCAAACAUGCACUUAAGUCUUUGGAGGUUUUGCAUCUUGCUGGAUUUGGAGUUUGAAGUGUUUAAAUCAAGACAACAACAACAACACAAUAGUCAUUCAGUUUCAGCUCUGAGUUUAUUGCAUUUCAUUGAAUAUCAUUGGGUAAUUUAUUUUCCUCAUUACUUUGAAUAUGUACUUGAUUUCUGUCUUCUAUAUAAUAUAAAUAUGGUUUAUAGCAGGUGUUAACAGUGAUCAACAACCAUUAUUAAUGAAGGGCGGGGUUGCUAUAAACACCGAUACAGUACAAAGUACUUCGAUUUUAAAGGAGUAUAGAUUAUAUUGAUUAGAUGUCAUUUUCAAAAUCUUAUUCGCAUAUUACAAGAGCUUGUCACCCAGCGAUAAGCAAUGUUAUUCAAGGAAAUUGACGUAAGAUAGUGGGAUAGUCUUACAGAUCCGAAACAGCUAUUUUU